UUGGCUCAGCGAAAUAUAUUGAUUACCUUUACCAAUAAAGCUAAGAUAGCGGCAGUGACCUUCGGUCUCCAUAUAAAUAAAACGUUUGUAUCCUUAACUGAUGUUGAAAGAGAUGCAAUCAAUGUAACACUUAGCGACAUCCCUAUAGAAAUUCCAAACUCUGUUAUACAUGCCCAUAUAUCAAAAUAUGCCGAAAAUGUUGAGGAUGUAAGUCAUGGCUAUAUAAGAAAAUCUGAUGGGACAAUAUCUACAGUGAAGACUGGAGUGAGAUAUAUAACCGUCACAGGACUUAAAACGCCAAUACCAAAUAAUCCGACGAUUGCUGGACAUACUGGCAGAUUAUCCUACAGAGGACAACCAUGCAGCACAAGCUCGAGCACAGAUCAUCCAUAUUAUCGCUGCCCUAAUAAAGAAGGAACGGGGUGCUUUCGAUGUGGAUCCAAAGAACAUCGUAUUAAAGAUUGCAUGAAUGCGUGGGGAACUUCAUCAAAUCUACCCCAGAAAAGUAUUCCCCCUAAAACACAGAGCAAUGUGACCCAUAUAAAAUUCGAUGACAUGACAACUGAUUCGCAGAAAAGUGCAAGUACCAAUGAGGAAAUGAAAUCUGACCAAGCAGCAAUUAAUGAUAAAGAAAAAGAAAAUGACAUCACUAGUGAAGAUACCAAUUAUGAUACAAUUAUAGUAGGUGCUUCAAUGGUUAAUGCUAUGUCAGGAGAGCUUAAAGAUGCAGGAAUAGAUGUCCGAGCCAAAAGUGGAAAAAGAGUGGAGGAGAUGAAAGAACUAUUAUAUGGUCAGCCUAUUGAUAGGGAAAACAUAAAGAAUAUUGGAAUCCAUGCAGGUGUUAAUAACAUUUGUUAUUACAAUGACAGUCCGGAAGACACUGCAGUAAAAUAUGACAAUUUGGUGAAAGACAUUAACCAAGAUAUGCCUAAUGCUAAGAUUUAUGUGUAUAGCAUAUCUCCGAUCCAUCCCUACAAACAAGAAGGAUUGAACAGCAAGGUCAGAAAAAUGAACAAACGUUUGAAGUGUAUGUGCGACAGACCGGAAUAUGCAACCUUUAUAGACACUUUUGAUCUGUUAUUGUGCAAAAGUGGACUCACUGCUCAAAGUGACUAUACCAUGUCUGACCCUAAAGGGAUACAUCUAUCGAACAAAGGAUAUAGAAAAUUGGCCCACUACUUAAGAUCAAAGAUGGAAACUACAAACAUAACAAAGACUCCAGUAUCUAAAAGAAAGGAUCGAGGCUCUUCAGAAAAUACACCCAAUUCCUCUGAGAAGAAUCCAAAGUCAGGAAAAUCCACAGUCAGAGAGUAGAAUUACAUCCAUAAAUAUACAUUGUAUCAUAAUACAUAUAGUGAUAUAAAAUAGACUUGUACAUAUGUAAAUAGGACAACAUGCAGUGAAAUAUAAAUUACAAUUGGUUAGAUAUAGAUGUAUAUGUAUAUAUAUAUGAUCUCAUGCAAUGUAUGUUUUAAAUAUUUGAAUAUGAAAGGGAAUAUAAGAGUAUAUAUAUAAAGUAAUUAAGCAACAUGGUUAUAAAGAGUGUAUAUAAGUUUUAUCACUUUAAAUGAAUCAUUAUGUUAGUAUCUUACAGAUGCCUUACUCUGAAUGUCAGAGGAUUAAACAAUUUUAAAGAGAGAGAAAAAUAUUAAAUAUGGC
Molecule: messenger RNA, 1659 nt
Organism: Owenia fusiformis
Lineage: Eukaryota; Metazoa; Annelida; Polychaeta; Sabellida; Oweniidae
Source: the annotation of a GenBank genome assembly